AAUUGUAUUUAGUUUUUUCCGUGUAUCAAAUCCGAAUACAUCCCACUAAUGCAAAAGUGCGUUCGCUCAGAGCGCAUAAUAAAUGUAAUUUAUAAAUAACCAUUAAAAUAAUUUUAAUAUAAUUUAAUGAGUGAAAUGUCGAAAUAUGUUAGUUCUGUCUGUCGUGAAUCUCCUUCCUAUUAUUGCAACGGUGACUACAAUAACUCUCCAAUAUCGGAUUUAAGUGCUUUUGAUUACUCCAACAUAAAAUGUGCCGGUGAAAUAUAUUCAUCUACCAAUCAUCUUAAUUUUAUUCCACAUCCAACGGUUCGAACUAUUAAAAAGAGAAAUACAGCUAAUAAAAAAGAACGAAGGAGAACUCAAAGUAUUAAUAAUGCAUUCUCUUGUCUACGCGAGAGAAUACCAAAUGUUCCUUCUGAUACCAAGUUAUCUAAGAUAAAAACAUUAAAGUUGGCAAUAUUAUACAUAAAUUACCUAGUGGGCAUUAUAGAUGGAGAUCAAGAUCCUAAAAGCGUAUUCCAGGCAGAGUUAAAGCUGCCAAGCCGUAAAGUCUACAUAGACAGAGAGCAGAAGAAUGAGAAUGAUUGCAUAUCAGGAAAAGGUCGUACAGGAUGGCCACAAGAUGUAUGGGCAUCAGAACUUAUUCCUGAACAAAACUGAAUAAAUACAAAGACCAAAUACAUUUUGCAACUAAAAAUCGCUCUAUUCUUCUAAUGGCUUUAGAUAAUAAUCUGAAUGUCGAAAACUUUAUCUCGCCAAAUUGUUGAAAUGCUUUGGUCCAUAAUAAAAAUUAUAUUAAUACUCAAAUAAAGUAAUAAAUUA
Molecule: messenger RNA, 822 nt
Organism: Drosophila mojavensis
Lineage: Eukaryota; Metazoa; Arthropoda; Insecta; Diptera; Drosophilidae
Gene: Hand
Product: heart- and neural crest derivatives-expressed protein 2
Exons: 4
Coding region: 127-660 (177 amino acids)
Biological process (GO): developmental process; regulation of transcription by RNA polymerase II
Molecular function (GO): protein dimerization activity; RNA polymerase II transcription regulatory region sequence-specific DNA binding; DNA-binding transcription factor activity, RNA polymerase II-specific
Source: RefSeq, a predicted model, not a curated record